Molecule: messenger RNA, 1725 nt
Organism: Penicillium atrosanguineum
Lineage: Eukaryota; Fungi; Ascomycota; Eurotiomycetes; Eurotiales; Aspergillaceae
Exons: 2
Coding region: 1-1725 (574 amino acids)
Biological process (GO): L-leucine biosynthetic process
Cellular component (GO): mitochondrion
Molecular function (GO): 2-isopropylmalate synthase activity
Source: RefSeq, a predicted model, not a curated record
AUGUCUCAUUCAAAACACGAUGUUGCUGUCAAAUAUCAAAAGCAGCUCCCGAUUUCAAAUCUAAAAAACCGCCAAUGGCCUUCAGAAAGGUUAGCCAAAGCACCAACAUGGCUCUCGACAGAUCUCCGAGAUGGAAACCAGGCCCUCGUGAAUCCAAUGACACUUGACCAGAAAUGGCAAUUCUUUCAGCUGCUGGUUGGCAUGGGCUUCAAGCAAAUCGAAGUCUCCUUUCCCUGUGCUUCAGAUACUGAAUUCAACUUCACCCGCCGCCUUGUCGAGACCCCUGGUGCUAUACCGCCCGAUGUCACCAUUGAGGUGAUCAGCCCUUGUCGGAAAGAAGCCCUCGCCAGAACCAUAGAGAGCAUCAAAGGUGCCCCCAAUGCUAUCAUAUUCACCUUUAUGGCUACCAGUGACAACUAUCAAGAGACGAUAUUUGAGGCCAGCGAAGAAACACUGCUGGAGCGGGCUCGAACUUGCACCGAAUAUGUUCGCUCUAUCACAAAGGACGAUCCUAUCGCAAGCUCGCAGACAAAUUGGUCAUUCGGUUUUGGGAUGGAAGACUUUGGUAACAGUCGACCGGAAGUAGCUCUGCGUCUGGGUGAAACAGUGCGGAAUGCCUGGAAUCCCUCACGAGAGAACCCUGUCAUCCUUGGCCUUGCGACCAGUGUGGAGUCUCAUAUGCCGAAUGUCUAUGCGGACCAGGUCGAGUAUUUUUCAACCAACAUCUCCAACCGCGAGACUGUCUGUAUAUCUCUGCACACCCAUAACGACCGUGGGUGUGCUGUCGCAUCCGCGGAGUUAGGCUGUCUGGCGGGAGCUGACCGCGUGGAGGGAUGUCUGUUCGGCAAUGGCGAGCGAGCUGGCAAUCUCGACCUUGUCACCAUGGCAUUGAACUGUCUCACCCAAGGGGUCGACCCGGGGCUCGACUUCUCUCAUCUGCCAUACAUUCGUCAGGUGUAUGAAGAGAUUACCCGCCUCCCCAUCCAUCCUCGCACACCCUACUCCGGUGACUUAUAUUUCCGAGCAUGGAGUGGCUCACAUCAAGAUUCCAUACGCAAGGGCAUGAUAAAGUACAACAAUGCGAGGACUGACAACACGAAGCAACCUACCUGGCGAGUUCCCUAUCUGCCCCUUGAUCCUGCAGAUGUGGGACAGUCGUUUAAUAGCGUCAUUGGAAUCAACAGCCAGAGUGGCAAAGCAGGAGUAUCCUGGGUUCUUCUCCAGGAGCUCGGACUUGAUCUACCCUGUGAGGUCGCGAUGGAAUUCUCCAAAGUGACAAAGGUUCAUUCAGAACGGCUUGGGCGCGGGCUUGUCGACACAGAAGUGUGCGACCUCUUUCUGCGAACUUUUUCCGUGAGAGAAAUCUCCGAGGAUGUAUGGUUAUCAUGCUAUGGUGGCCCUCGUGUGAAGCUUGAUAUCAACGAGUAUGCGGACCUAGGUUCUGUGGAGAAAAUGAUUGCACGGCUCUCCAAUUUGCUCGCAAGAUCCUUUGAGCUCGCGGAAAUAGUCUCACAGAAUCUGGACAGCGUGACUGCUAAGAGUGCGGUUUUCAUCAAGUGCAAUUUGAAAGGAGUUGGCCAUGUUUGGGGAGUUGGUGUUGGUGUCGGGGGAAUGGCCAUUGCUCGAUCAGUGAUAUCUGCACUAAUGGUAGGUAAAUCAAAUACUGGAACAGCUUGCUCUUGUCUCAUCACAAAUGCUGACAUCGACCUCAAUUUCAUAGAAUAG